Molecule: messenger RNA, 444 nt
Organism: Insectozyma verbasci
Lineage: Eukaryota; Fungi; Ascomycota; Pichiomycetes; Serinales; Debaryomycetaceae
Source: the annotation of a GenBank genome assembly
AUGUUUAUUUCAGAUAAAAUUACAGAAGAUCAAGUUAUUGAAUUAACUAAAAGAGCAAUUUAUAAUCCAUACUAUAAUAAUUACAAUAGUGGAUGGAAUAGAUGGAGAUGGUUACUUUGGUUAUUAAUAUUAAUUCCAAUUAUUAUCGUGUUUAUCCUUUUUUGUUGUAGAGGUAGAAGAAAACAAGGUAAAGUAUAUUAUCCAACCUCAAAUAAUGCUCAUUAUAAUCAACAACCAGCUUAUCCACAAGGUGGUCAACAAUACUAUUACAAUGAUGCUCAGUAUAAUAAUUAUAUGCCUCCUCAAAAUCCUCCUCCAAUGUCCCAACCAAGUUAUAAUGCUGGAUAUGAUGGUGGUCAACAACAAGGAAGUUAUUAUAAUGCGGCUACUGCUGAUGAUUUUUCAAGACCUGAUGGCCCUCCACCUGCUCAUACAAAGAGUUAG